GCUGCUGCAAGAGGAAGUGCCAAUCAUGUAAAUUCAGAUAACAAGUGUGACACUGCAUUAGAGAGGCUGUGAACGCCACGCCAGCAAUAAGAAGAUUCGGUGGGAAGUCCAAAAGAGGUUCCAUAUCUUCAAGAACUGUGCAAAGAGAGCUGUAAACCUUCACCAUGUCUAAACAAAGGACUGUGCGCCUAGAACCUGGGAGACCCAACCAGGUAAUUUAUGUGCUGGGAACUGAGCUCAACAUCGACAUUUACAAGCCGGCACCUCUAGGAUCCCAGUCAUUUGAAGUGCACUCCAGCCCUGAUGUCAAAUGUUCCAUUUCAGAUCUACACAAUGUAAUUGUUGCAGCUGAACAUGCAAAAAGAUGGGCCAUCAACAAUGGGACCUUGCUUGUGGUCACAAUGGAAAAAACAAGCAAUUAUCUCAAUGAUAACAAGGUUACUAUUAUCUUUUAUGGAGACAAGUUGGAUAAACCAAUUGACAAGAUUAUCCUCCAGCUCACGGCUGUCUACAUAUCCCUGGAUGUAGAUGCAGAUCGUGAUGGUGAAGUUGAGAAGAAUAAUCCAAAUAAGGGUUCUUGGGCGUGGGGUCCAAAAGGACAUGGAGCAGUUCUUCUUGUGAACUGUGACAAGGAUAUGCCUCAAACUGCCGAAUCUGACAGAAGUGAUGAUACAGUGCAUACAUUUGGAGACCUUCAUGAUAUGUCUCCUAUGAUCCUAAGAACUGAAGGGCCCAAUUCUCUGCCAUCUGACUACAAACUCCAGCUGUACAUUUCAGCUUCUGAUGCAAACAAAGUACAAGUCUUUCGUCAUGAUCUAACAAAAAUGACAAAAGUCCUGGGCAGAACGAAGCUGUCGGCAGUUAUGGAAUAUACAAAAGGGAACAAUGAAUAUCAAUUCUUCAUUGAGGGACUCGUGUUUGCAGAUGAGGGGAAUAGCAACAUGGUGACCAUCAACCUUAGCCUGCUAGAACCAAUGAUUGUUGGAGAUGCUCCCAUUUUCACAGAACAUGUCGUGUUCCACUUGGCUCCAUGGAUUAUGACUCCUAAUACUCUGGCUCCUCAGGAAGUGUUCGUGUGCAGUGUAAUGGAUAAUGCAAAAUUCCUGAAGGAAUUUGCAGUUGUGGUGGAAAAGGCAAAGUGCAAGCUGACAGUUUGCACAAAGGAUAUGAAUCGCAAAGAUCGCUGGAUACAGGAUGAAAUUGAAUUUGGUUACUCAGAGGCUCCUCACAAAACCUUCCCUGUUGUGUUGGACUCUCCUCGCGAUCGUGGACUGAGCAUGUUUCCCUACAAACAACUCCUGGGCCCGGAUUUUGGACAUGUAACCAGAACAACUAAUCUGGUCAGCAGCCUGGACUCCUUUGGGAAUCUGGAAGUCAGCCCUCCAGUAACAAUGAAUGGAAAAGAAUAUCCAUUGGGAAGGAUUAUCAUUGGAAGCGCUUUUCCUACUACUUCUGAAGGGAGAAAUAUGGCAAAGGUGGUUCGGGACUUCCUGUAUGCUCAGGUAGUGCAGCCUCCCAUUGAGCUCUUCUCCGACUGGUUGGAAGUAGGUCAUGUGGAUGAGUUCAUGACUUUUGUUCCAGCCCCUGACAGAAAGGGUUUCCGGCUUCUCCUGGUCAGCCCUGAUGCCUGCUGCAAGCUAUUCACAAAGCUCCAGCAAGAAGGUCACGGUGAAGCCCAAAUGUUUGAAAAUCUAAAUACCAAACCAUUCAAAAUUAAUGAAAUCCUAAACAAUCAAAAACUACUUAGAGAUAAUGCUUAUGUGCAGCGAUGCAUUGAUUGGAACCGAGAUGUCCUAAAGAAGGAACUGGGAUUGGAUGAAGAAGACAUUAUUGAUAUUCCAGUGUUGUUUAUGAUGCAUGAGAAAUACCAAAAAGCAAUAGCAUUUUUUCCAGAUCUUGUGAAUAUGAUAGUCCUCGGCAAAUACCUGGGCAUUCCAAAGCCAUUUGGGCCUCUGAUAAAUGGAAAAUGUCCACUGGAAUCUGCGGUGCGCUCAGCACUGGAACCACUCGGCCUGGAGUGUAACUUCAUUGAUGACUUUGUUUCCUAUCACAUGAAGGCAGGUGAAGUUCACUGUGGUUCCAAUGUUCGUCGGAAGCCAUUUGCUUUGAAGUGGUGGAAUAUGGAGAUGUAAUUGCCAGUUACAAUUGCCAUAAGUAAUGAAACAUUGCUUUAGUUUUUAUUUUGCUUUUGUAGAGCCUUGACAACAUGCAACCUGCUGACAAAAUAUUAGCGUCUAACAAUACCUGGACAUGCAACUUGUGCUGUUCAUGUGCCUCAAGUGCUGUAGUUGGAUGUCAAAAUCUGUGUUCAGUCAGUUCUUCUUAUGAAUUAGUUGAAUUUUCAAGACAAAUAAAGCCUGCUGUUUAUAUUCCUGUGGGUCUCAACUCAGAUGUCGUUUUGCAAAUGGGGCUCAUUUUGAUUCAAGUAACAACAUAAACUUGCAUUAAUAUCGGACAACUUCCCAAAAAUGCUUCACAGAGGUGUAUCAAAAAUCAUAAUGGCACAGGUUACAUGCUAGUUCCCAUGUGGUCAGUAGAUACUGAAAACUGUGCUUUCCUUGCAGGCUUGAAUUAUUGAUUGAAAGUUUUAAAUAGAAAAGCAUAAUGCAUUUUAUAUAUUCCUUGAUAUUACAGCUGAGCCUGAUCCUGUCAUCACUUGACAUCUCUUAUACACAGUUUUCAGCAGGACAGCACCUGGGUUUAAAAAAUUUCAUCCUUGUUUUCAAAUCCCUCUAUGGCUUCAUCUCUCCAUAAUUCUGCAACAUACAGCCCUCUAAAACCUCAGUGCUGUAUCAGUUCUGGCCUCAUGUGUAUCUCCAGUUUAAAUCACUGCAUCCCUGGCAGCUGAGCCUUCAGCUGCCUAAGCUCUAAGCUCUGGAAUUCCCUCUUUGCUUCUCUCUCUUUCUUUAAGACCGUACUCCUUUGACCAAAUGCUUGGUAACCUGUUCUAAGGCAAGCUUAAUAUAUCUUGGGGCUUAGGGUGACUAAAAUGAUAAAUUUGGUAUAAAUGUAUCUGUGAAAUCAUUAAAGGGUUAAUGUUAAUUACAUGUAAUAAAGAUUUAAUUAAAACA
Carcharodon carcharias (great white shark) is the source of this 3071-nucleotide messenger RNA. RefSeq names its product protein-arginine deiminase type-2-like. The transcript has 17 exons. The record is from RefSeq and is a predicted model, not a curated record. Gene Ontology annotation, molecular function: calcium ion binding; protein-arginine deiminase activity. Bases 165 to 2132 code for a protein of 655 amino acids. NCBI's taxonomy places the organism in Eukaryota, Metazoa, Chordata, Chondrichthyes, Lamniformes, Lamnidae. Gene Ontology annotation, cellular component: cytoplasm.